AUGUCCUUGAAUUCCAUCGCGGGGAAAUCUUGCCCUCCUCGCCAUGUGCAACCCAAUCUCAAUAGGAGUGACUACAUGUGGAAUGAAGACACAAACAGCGACAAGUUGAAAGAUGGAUGCAUUGAGCUGCUGAAAGCAAAGAUCAAUGCGAAACGUGUGGACUGUAUGGGGCCCUCCAACGAUCUGACAUAUCCGACUGGUGAUGAAAGCAAGUCUAAUUCCUUGAUGGCGCGAAUCGCAAGCUCGCCUUCGAGUACGUUCCUCGCACCACCCGGAUACAUUUUCUGUCUACAAGCUGUUUAA
Puccinia graminis f. sp. tritici CRL 75-36-700-3 is the source of this 303-nucleotide messenger RNA. RefSeq lists its product as uncharacterized. The record is from RefSeq and is a predicted model, not a curated record. The coding region runs from base 1 to 303 and encodes 100 amino acids. The transcript is spliced from 3 exons. Lineage: Eukaryota; Fungi; Basidiomycota; Pucciniomycetes; Pucciniales; Pucciniaceae.